This is a messenger RNA of Alternaria atra, 4065 nucleotides long. RefSeq lists its product as uncharacterized. The transcript has 4 exons. Lineage: Eukaryota; Fungi; Ascomycota; Dothideomycetes; Pleosporales; Pleosporaceae. The coding region runs from base 1 to 4065 and encodes 1354 amino acids. Gene Ontology annotation, biological process: chromatin remodeling. Gene Ontology annotation, molecular function: histone H3K9 demethylase activity; histone H3K36 demethylase activity. The record is from RefSeq and is a predicted model, not a curated record. Gene Ontology annotation, cellular component: nucleus.
AUGGAAGCGCUCCCAGAUGUCGUGCCUUCCGUUGAGGCGCCGCUCUCCACGCCGGAUGACUCUACUACGAAACCGGCUCUGACGCCGCCCACGAGUGAAGACAACGACAAGCGAUUUGAGAGGAUGUCGUCUGAACUAUCCGAACUCGACGACAGCGAUGAUGGCGAAGACAUCGAACCCGAUCAUUACUUUGAAGGAGGAAAGAUACCCGUGUUCAAGCCGACCAUGGAUCAGUUCCGCAACUUCAAGCGCUUCAUCGACAAGAUCGACAAGCAUGGAAUGAAGUCUGGUAUUGUUAAAGUGAUUCCGCCAGCGGAAUGGCGCGAAUCCCUUCCCGAUCUUACUGAAGCCGUCAAGAGCAUCAAAGUUAAGAACCCGAUUACGCAAGAAUUCGCUGGACAGCACGGCAUAUAUACACAAGCCAACAUUGAGAAACAACGGUCAUACAAUCUGCCGGAAUGGAGAGCUGUAACGGAUGAGCCGCAUCACCAGCCCCCGGCCAAGCGAGGCGAGCGUCGGAAAGCUGCUGCGGAAGCCCCAUCUCGUACCCGUUCGUCUCGCGCAGCACCUGCGAAUCGCGAUGCCUUGCCAGCUCCUAAGCGCGGACCCGGUCGACCAUCGCGAAAGCGCCAGGUGAAGAAGGAACCAGUCGAUGACGAGGAUGAAGAUGACAGCUCUCUUGAAGUCCCUCCCACACCCACGUCGCCCGGAAAGGAAGAGAAGAAAGCACCAGCGAGGAGGGUCAAGAAGGAAGCGCGUGAUACAACACCUGCUAGGGCACGCGGUCGGCAAACUAAGACAGCCGACGAAAAGAAGUCUGUCUCUUCACGACGCUUGAAUAACCGUGGUGCAGUGGCCGACUACAUUGACGAGGCUGCGUUUGAGGACUUCGAUUACCAUCUACCUGGCCUAGAGGAGUACACAGUCGAGCGAUGCAAAGAACUAGAGGACAACUACUGGAAGACGAUCAACUAUGGCUCGCCCAUGUAUGGAGCCGAUAUGCCGGGCUCUCUGUUCGAUGACUCGACCACCUCGUGGAACGUUGCGAAGCUGCCCAAUCUCCUGGAUGUUCUUGGAACCAAAGUACCUGGUGUCAACACAGCCUACCUCUAUCUGGGUAUGUGGAAAGCUACUUUCGCGUGGCACCUGGAAGAUGUGGACCUUUACAGUAUCAACUACAUACACUUUGGUGCUCCCAAGCAGUGGUACAGCAUAUCGCAAGAGGAUGCUCGUCGUUUUGAGGCUGCCAUGAAGACCAUAUGGCCAAAUGACGCGAAGCAUUGUUCGCAAUUCCUCCGUCACAAGACUUAUUUGAUCUCUCCUCAGCGUUUGGAGAGGGACUUCGAUAUCAAGGUCAACCGUUUGGUUCAUUACGAGGGCGAGUUUGUCAUUACCUAUCCUUAUGGUUACCAUUCUGGUUACAACAUCGGCUACAACUGCGCCGAGUCGGUCAACUUCGCGAACGAGUCUUGGCUGAGCUAUGGCCGGAUCGCGAAGAAGUGCAUGUGUGAAUCUGACAGCGUCUGGGUCGAUGUCAACGAAAUUGAGCGCAAGCUGAGGGGCGAGCCAACUCCAGAAUACUACGAAGAGACUGACGACGAAGACGAUGAUGACGAUGGUGUGGAUCGACUGCCCAGCCCUCCAGCUAGUGUCGCCGGUAAGACGAAAGGAAGACCAGGACGUAAGCCAGCCGGCAACAAGAGGAAGCGCGGCAAAGAGGAUCCCAAGGAGACGUCGCGACCAAAGAAGCUCAAGCGCAUUCGCAUCCGCAUUAGGAUUCCAGGACGGGGUAUGCCCUGCAUCCUCUGCCCCAACGAUGUGGAAUAUGAUGAUCUGCUGCCGACUGAUACCGGCAUGCAGGCCCACCGGAUUUGUGCGGAUUAUACACCUGAGACUUACAUUGUCAACAAGGGCGAUGUUGAGACGGUGUGUAAUGUGGCCAAUAUCGGCAAGGAUCGUUUGGAGCUCAAGUGCAACUACUGUCGGUCCAAACGCGGCGCCGUCUUCCAGUGUUCGCAGAAGAAGUGCACCAGGGCCUUCCAUGCUACGUGUGCGGUGGCCGCUGGUGUCCAGGUCGACCUUGGUCCUAUGCCUACCUUUGAUGAAGAGGGUACAGAAUACUUUUACGAUGGCUACGACUUCCGAUGCCGCUUCCACCGACCGAAGAAGCGGAACAACAAGACUGUCGAUGUGGAAGCAUUGGAAAAGGACAAGUUCGUCUUAGCUUAUGGUAAGACGCUCAAACCCAAGGACGUCAUCCAGUUCCAAUAUGUGGGCGGCGAGAUGUACCAAAUUUACGGUGCACAGGUCGUAGAGAACAGACCUGGUGAGCAGGCUGUACUGGUAGAUGUGUUACCUGAUGGUGAUCGUGUCGAGGUUGAGUGGAAGUAUAUCCUCAAGCUGCACCCUGACGAAUCGCAGCGACUGAAGCCAUCCGCAAACGCUAAGCCACUUCCUGAACACCUCAAGGAGAGCGAUGCAUCCCUUGACAUUACGAACCGCACCGAUGGUGUGCCUGAGAUGGGCGAUCCUUUCCACGAUCCCAACUCUGAACACAAGUGGGCUGAGUGGUACACUGCUCCUGAGGUUACUCAGCGGGUAGCGAGAGUUGACCUGGGCAAGGAGGAUCGGCUAUGGUACUACCUUGGAAAGCCUUCGACUGAGGCUAGGCCACAGUAUACCGAGAAUCCUGCGAAGCCAAGGAACAACCCCAAGAGCAACUUUCUCGAUACCGUUAAGCCUCCUCCGCCGCCAGUACCAGCUUUCCACCGUACUUCUUACCCUGCCUCAUACCCGAUCAAGCCUGCUCCGAUCGUGGUACCUCCACGUACACCGAUGCAACAUCAAGUAUCAGAUGGUCGACCAUACGCCUACAAACCGAAAGAGUCGAUGGUGGGAUCAUUUAGAUCGCCGGUGUAUAACCCUGAUACUCGCAAGAACCCCAACUCGCCAGUAGCACACCAACCCAACGUCAGCUACGAUCAUCGCAUGCCACAAGGACAGUACGGACAACAGUCGUAUCAGGGCUACCAUUCCCAUCGGCCGCCGCAAUCUUCGCAACAGCAGGCUCAGUAUCAACCAUAUGUGCCGCCACCAAACUACUCCAAUGCCUCAUGGAAAGCACAGCCAGCAACGUCUGGGCCCUUGCUCAAUGGAAUCGACAAGUAUGCGCAGCCGCCAUACCCAUACUCUCAGAGCCCUGGUCGGUUGCCACCCUCGCCAUACUCACCAGUUGUGGGACAGAACGCUAUUCCGUCUUAUGGCCCACCAAGCCGUCAGACCCAGGCGUCACCACAUGGUCGCUCCUCGAUCUCUAAAUUACCGAGCAACCCUACUGGGACUCCCAAACCUCCAAUGUACGCCGUCACACCCUCCUCUAACAUCAUUUACGCUGCCCAAUCCCCUACUGAGUACUUGAAUUACGUUAUGAAUUUCCCCUACCUCAGAAACUGUUAUCUGCGAAGGACAAAAACUUACAUAUCACCCUAUAGUCUGGAUGGUGGGAUUGCACCUGAAUGGAUGCCAAAGCCGCCGACGCCGAGAGCCAGUGGUACACCUACCUCCAUCGCACCAAGGCCUAUUGCUCCGCAUGGAGCCGCGCCUUCUCCUGGAUACUAUGGACCGCCACCAACAGGUCUCCCUGCACCAAGACCAUCAGCACAGUUCCAAUCUCCGGAUGCCUUCCAGCGCGAAAUUACAAGGACGACACAAGCCCCGGAAGCACCGAAGUGGGAGCAAAUGCUCAAACAGCUCGCUACGUCAGCAGGCCCUACAGCCACACCUUCCAUGGCCACGCACUCGCCACAGGCACCACAACCGCGCUACCCGCCCCCGGGACCUCGCUCUGGUACGUCGUAUGACAUACCUAGGAGUAUGCAGGCAUCGCCGAACCAAACCCCGCCUCUACCGCCAUCACGCGAGCCACAGCGACCGACACCCAGCCCCAUUAGCGAUGAUGGCAAAAGUGGUCUUGUAGCUGUGCCGAAAGAGCAGAAGCCAGUGCUACCGCCACUGGAGCCUGCGUCGAAUGUUCAUGGGGCAGAGACAUGGCGCUAUUCGUCUUAG